CCGCUUCUCACUUCAUUUCGUCUCGUUUACUUUCUCAACCACGCGUCAGCAGGAGGUCGAGUGGAAGACGGCUGCUCUCUUGAAACGCUGGAGUUAUAUUUGUCAUUAUUAACAGAGGACUGAGGUAUUUAUUCCUGAAGAGUCCUGCAGCAACAUAUCGCAAUAUAUCGUGUGCAAAUACAAGUAGCCCUUCGAGUGACUGAAGUUACCGCAGUCUGCUGUCUCCAGCCACACAGCCCUUUCUAUCCCUUCACUUUUACCCUCCCACGGAAAGCCGGACAGGAGUGGAAAUAGCAGGGUGGAUUUUUCCAGUCGUCUGGACACAAACAUGGGCAACCAGUUUACAGACAUUGCUCCCAACACCACUAUCCUCCCCAACCUCCAGUCCUUGCACAUUGUUGUGAUUGGUUUGGACAAUGCAGGGAAAACCUCGCUCCUCUACAGACUCAAACUGCGGGAAUUUGUCGAGGCCAUCCCGACCAAAGGAUUCAACAUGGAACGCAUUAAAGUGCCCAUGGGGAAUUCCAAAGUCAACACAUCAACUUUCCAGGUGUGGGAUGUUGGUGGUCAGGAGAAAUUGAGACCGCUCUGGAAAUCGUACACUCGAAGGACUGACGGCCUCGUGUUUGUGGUGGAUGCAGCCGAGGCCGAGCGAAUGGAGGAAGCGAAGAUGGAGCUUCACAGGAUCAGUCGGUCUGCUGAGAAUCUAGGGGUGCCAGUCCUGGUUCUGGCGAACAAACAGGACCUGGAAUCAGCCAUGUCAGCUUCAGAGGUGGAGAAAGCCCUGUCGCUCCAUGAACUGAGCUCUGCGACACUACACCACACACAAGGCUGCUCAGCGGUGGAUGGUCAGGGCCUGCAGCUGGGCCUGGAGAAACUCUACGAGAUGAUCCUGAAGCGGAAGAAGGCACUUCGACAGAGCAAGAAGAAGAGAUGAGAAAGCUUUUUGCUCUUGAUGGCGUUCGUGUUGAUGGGAAUGACAGCGGAAAUAAUGGAAUAAAUUAGGAGAAAUGCAGUCCCAUUUGUUGAACAGGGACGGACGGCGUCAAGGAGGACUGCCCAAUACCCGCAGAGGAUGGGUACCGUUCUAUGGGGACAGACAAAUUUGAAUCCGUGCAAUAUAUGAUGAACACUCACUGACGGUCUCACACCAGUAUUGAAGGAAUUGUUACACUUUUUUUUCUAAACCCAGUAGUUUUUGGGUCAUUUUGUUCACUUUAUUAUUUAUGUUGCAUGCGGUCACCUAGAACAUAUUUGGGACUAUUUUGAAGGAGGGAAAAAACACCGUUGAGGAAAUGCUACUCUUUGUUAGAAACUUUAAACUGGGUCAGUAUUUGCAAUGUUGGUUGGCAUCCGUCACCAAAAAAAAGGAAGAUUGCCUUACUGAGGCGACGGAACAUGCGGAUGAGGACUGACCAGAUCUUGCACGUGAAGCUGUGUUCCUCCUCCCACUCGCCUAACCCCCCCACACCCACUUGACCAAAAUUCUCAGUUAGGUGUUUUUCAGGAUUGGUUUAGUUUCUUUGCUAAAAUACUACCAACAACUUGUUUUUAUAUCUUGUUUUGUACAAUGUUGAAAAGUUAAUAAAUUAUUGAUUGCA
This is a messenger RNA of Hippocampus zosterae (dwarf seahorse), 1601 nucleotides long. Its product is annotated as ADP-ribosylation factor-like protein 4D. The transcript has 3 exons. Gene Ontology annotation, biological process: intracellular protein transport; vesicle-mediated transport. Lineage: Eukaryota; Metazoa; Chordata; Actinopteri; Syngnathiformes; Syngnathidae. The record is from RefSeq and is a predicted model, not a curated record. The coding region runs from base 329 to 937 and encodes 202 amino acids. Gene Ontology annotation, cellular component: cytoplasm. Gene Ontology annotation, molecular function: GTP binding; GTPase activity.